GGUGAGGAGGUUGGGUAGGCGCUAACGUGCAGUAUGGCGGACGAUGGGGAUGGAAGGAGUGGAGUAGGUGACGCUAGUAACGGGCAGGGGACAACAGAGGAACCUGAAUCGGGUCUCGGUCCAAGCGGGAUGUUGCUGAAUCUCAGUGUUUUAAUCCUAGUGCUGGCUCUUUGCUAUGGGAUUUACCGGCGAUGGGGAAGACGGAUCGGUGCGGACGCGGCCCAGGGAAACGAGGCCUCGUCCCUGCCCAAGAUGAGAAGACGUGAUUUCACUUUGGAGCAACUGGGGGAAUACGAUGGUGUUCAAAACCCCCGGAUCUUGAUGGCUGUUAAUAUGAAAGUCUUCGAUGUGACCAGUGGAAAAAAGUUUUAUGGACGCGACGGACCCUACGGGAUUUUCGCCGGCAGGGACGCGUCAAGGGGCCUGGCGACCUUCUGCCUGGAAAAAGACGCACUACGGGACGAGUACGACGACCUCUCCGACCUGAACGCCGUGCAGAUGGAGAGCGUGCGGGAGUGGGAGAUGCAGUUCAUGGAGAAGUACGACUACGUGGGCAGGCUGCUCAAGCCAGGAGAUGAGCCCUCGGAGUACACCGACGAAGAGGACAUCAAGGAUCACGUGAAGCAGGAAUGAACUGAUCAGAUGACCAAAGCUCGGACCUGAGACAGCUGCAGCCAGCACGCCUCGGCCCCGCCCCCUCAACCCUGGCCCCGCCCCCCACUCCCUGACUCUACCCCCCUCCCCCCCCUCGUAGUUCUUACUCCUCCACAGCCCCCUCCCUCUCUUCCUCAUCCCCUCCUCUUCCUCCAUCUGGCACUGCAGCUGCCCUGAACUGCCCAGACCCCCCCGCCCCCAUCAACCCCACCACCCCCGUCCCACAGAGGGCACGGAGGGCAAAAGCAGCGGGAACUCUGUGGAUUUUAAUAAUUCUACAAUGUCUGGUUUUGUGCUGCCAACUUAAGUAUAAAUAUGGUUUUUUUUUUGUUUUUGUUUCGUUUUUUGUUUUUCCCCUCUCUAAAGUAUCACUGUCACGCAACGUCCGAAAACAUUCUGGGUGUGUUACAGGGAGUUGGGUGGGCAGCCCCGAACUUGGAUGUUUGAACAUGGGGCAGGUGGGAGAAGAGAUUUUCAGUUUUUUCCCUUCAUUGUUCUUGUCAUGUGCACCUCGCGUAUGUUUGGCUUCUGCAUUUGAUUUUGGAAUCUUCCAAAGCAUCAAGGAGGACUGGUUGGGGAAAAAAAAAACAAAAAAAAAAAAACAUAAAUAAAUAAAAUUAAACAAGACUUUAAAAACUGAUGAUUUUUGUGGUUGAGGGCAAGGUAUGGACCAUCCAAAAUAAGGAAGUCUGCCAUUGGUUAUAUUUUUCCCAUUGUGUUAGCAUUGUGUGCACUACUGGUGUUUUGGUUUGUUACCAUGUGAUUGUACUCAUGCAGUGUAAUGCUGCUCUUAAUCACUAAAGCUGAACUGUCUAUUGGGGGAAAAAGGGAAUGUCAGAUUUGAGCCCCUAGUGAAGAGGUAUUAGUUUAAUUCACCGACUGUUUACAUGCCACAGAAGUCUGUAAUCCCCAAGUUUAGUCCGAAUAUUAAUUGUGCCUUAUUUCAGUUGUUUUCUACUGCACCCUGAACAGUUUGAAAUGAAGAAUAAAAAUUUUAAAAAGGAUUAAAAAAAGAACAACAACAACAACAAAAAAGAAAAAACUUGCCCUCGUUUCAUAACCCGGUUGGUGUUGUAGAGAUCAGACGCUGAGGGGGCGGGGAAAUAACUCCCACAAUGUUAAACCUCAACUUCUCCUUUAUUUGAUCUGCUUGCUGGUCGUGGUUUCCGCUGUGCCCCUGUGGUCAGAACCACACCACACCACAGUCUUUAGAACUGUAGCACAGUCUUUAGAACCACACUACAGGCUUUAGAACCUCGCUAGUUUUAGAACGGGCAUCGGGAAACCAAGGUGUGGUCAAAAUCCUGAUCGGUACGCGGCUUGAAUAAACCGGACGUUUGCCGUGCGAAAAAUGGAAAAGAAAAG
This is a messenger RNA of Anguilla rostrata (American eel), 2019 nucleotides long. It is a transcript of the gene pgrmc2, whose product is annotated as progesterone receptor membrane component 2. Bases 34 to 633 code for a protein of 199 amino acids. Gene Ontology annotation, cellular component: endomembrane system; membrane; endoplasmic reticulum. The transcript has 3 exons. NCBI's taxonomy places the organism in Eukaryota, Metazoa, Chordata, Actinopteri, Anguilliformes, Anguillidae. The record is from RefSeq and is a predicted model, not a curated record.